This is a messenger RNA of Penicillium cosmopolitanum, 2325 nucleotides long. Its product is annotated as NIF domain protein. The coding region runs from base 1 to 2325 and encodes 774 amino acids. The record is from RefSeq and is a predicted model, not a curated record. Gene Ontology annotation, molecular function: phosphoprotein phosphatase activity. The transcript is spliced from 2 exons. Lineage: Eukaryota; Fungi; Ascomycota; Eurotiomycetes; Eurotiales; Aspergillaceae.
AUGUCUAUUCUUUCUUGCCUCAUUUCUACCGUGCCUGUCGCUUUCUCCGAACGCAAUUCUUUCACGCCAAUUCCUAUCAAAUCUGUCAAACUGUCUCGUCGCGGUAAAGGGAGUAAGAGACGUGCGCAGGACGCCGCUCAAGAUUCCGCGCCUAAACACCCCCGAGUCGACAACACGGAAUUGUCGCAUAAUGGUCUAGAAACCAUGGGCUCCAACUCCAAUUCCAACCCCGCGCACCACAGCGCGCGUGAUAGACGUCCCGGGCGAAGGUCACAAGCUGGCUCUUCCCAAACGAAUUACCCGCAGAACGGCUUGGCCAAUAAUACGAUCUCAACGUCAAUACCAACACCGACACCACAAUAUGGUUAUGGUUCUGGAUAUAGUUCGUAUAUGGCGACCCCGCCUGACUAUGUUGCCGACUCAAAUCAAUAUCCGACAGGGAACACCAACGGUGGAGCGCAAAUGCCUUUUGGAUCAUUCGAUAUUCCGGGAUGGAACCCACAAGCUAUGAACUACGACCCAACGGCUACACCCCCGUCGAUGCCGAUGCCGAUGCCGAUGAUGGACCCGAGAUUGUUCGCUUCCAUUAUGGGAAACAUGCAGGGUCAAUUCCCCAUGAUGCCUUUUAAUAAUGCAGCCCCCUUUCAGGGAGUACAAGCACAGCCCAUGAGCACAAUGGCCAGACCACCCGGGCCAAUUAUCCAUGGCCAAAAACCAGGUCCCUCUACCUCAAGGCCCCGACAACGAGAAUCAACACCACCAGUCGAUAUACCAUCCGCGACUGCGGAGUACAUGAAGCAAUCGUCGCAAAAACCUACAAGGUGUCCCACGCCACGACCAUUACUCAUUAUCCUCGAUCUAAACGGAACAUUGGUCUACCGAAAACACAAAAAGCUACCCCCAUCUUUCGUUUCUCGGGCCGGUCUUGAGCACUUUCUAGAUGUAUUAACGAAGAAAUACGCCGUGAUGAUUUGGUCCAGUUCACAACCCGCUACCGUCGAAGCAAUUUGUGCGAGAAUAUUUUCAAAAGAAAAGAAGCGCAAUCUUGUCGCUUUAUGGGGUCGUGAUAGGUUCGGCCUCACACCUGUGCAAUACCACGCAAAACUACAGGUCUACAAACAACUCCAUAAAGUAUGGAGUAGCAUCGAAGUACAAAGUUCUUACCCAGGAAACGAAUCCUACAAACCACCCAAUCAAAAUCAAAAUCCGGCCAAUAUAAAGUCAAAACCAAAACAAACCACACGCGAACAAAAACAACAAGAGCAAAAGCAACGCGAGCAAGAAAUGGAACUGACAUCUUCCUUUCCCCCGGGCCAAAGAUGGGAUCAAUCGAACACGAUCUUAAUCGACGACAGCAAACUGAAAGCCCUCAGUGAACCAUUCAACAUCCUAGAAAUCCCCGAAUUCACCAAUAACGCAAACCUCGACGAGUCAAAACUUUUUUCCACAGUUCUUGCCAGACUUGAUACGCUCUCGCGCCAUGAUGACGUUAGCAGAGUCCUGCGCGGAUGGAACGAGAUGGCCGAUUUGCAAAAAUCGAGUGUUCUGGAUUUGGACAUUCCGCCAGAAGACGCAGAAGAAAAAGAAGAGCCCUGGGAAGCGGACGAUGAUGAGGAAGGCGGUAUCAGCCUUGGUGAAUUCAGUAUUAGUACCAUCCCUGGUGCUCCGCCUGUUUGUAAGAAUGGGCAGAAAAAGCAGAAGAAGGCCGAUGUCAAUGCCAAUGUCAACGGUGCGACGACUGUACCGAAAACCCAACCACCAACGGACCCCGAAGCAAUCAGACUCAGGAAAGAGGCUAAAAAGAUUCGCAAGAAGGAGAAGAAGGUUGCUAAAAGGGCUGCUGAAGAAUCUGCUCGUCAAGAAACCGCGGCGGCGGCGGCAACGGCUCCCGGUGAAAUAACAACGACCGGGGCGAAUCCCGCUCCAGGCACUACCACUGAGUAUAUUGGACAGCGCAAGCGGAAAGCAAUGAAAAAGGCUCGACUGGAACAAGAACAAGAUCCACUUGCACAAGAUCCGGCAACGAUUGACCCUUCUGCGCCACGGUAUAGUUUCCGUACACGAGGGGCGCAAGUUUCAGCAGAGGCACAGGCACAGACACAGACACAAGAUGGGGAUGGCACUUCUAUUCCUGUUCCUACGGCUACCACGACGCCUGCUUUUACUGGACCUUCGGAGGGCGGUGCUGAUACAUUUCCUGCCUAUACUCAUGGGGGUCGACCUGAAGAUCGGAAUCGGAAUCGAUCUCCUUCGUCAGCUUCUUCCGCUGCCUCGGGAAAUUCCCUCUUAGAUCGUCUUGAAGAUGGUCUUGGUUUUUCGAAAUGA